UCCCAGCCGCACGCUUUCUCUUACUCCGCGGCGGCUCGGACCCUGCGGCCUCCGCGUAGUGGUUGGCGCCGGUAGUGGGCUGCGCGGUCGCAGGCUGACGCCGAGGGGACCUGGCCGUUCCUCCCGCGGCGUCUUGGCCUUCGUGCGCUGCCGCGGCCCAUGGGUGCAGUCGGCCCGGCGGACCCGCAUUAAACUGAAAAGAUGUCCCUGUACGACGACCUGGGAGUGGAGACCAGUGACUCCAAAACAGAGGGCUGGUCCAAAAACUUCAAACUUCUGCAGUCUCAGCUUCAAGUGAAGAAGGCAGCUCUCACUCAGGCAAAGAGCCAGAGAACAAAACAAAGUACAGUCCUUGCCCCAGUAAUCGACCUAAAGCGUGGUGGCUCUUCAGACGACCGGCAGAUUGUGGACACCCCACCUCAUGUAGCAGCCGGCCUAAAGGAUCCUGUACCCAGUGGAUUUUCUGCAGGAGAAGUUUUGAUUCCGUUAGCUGAUGAAUAUGAUCCUAUGUUCCCUAAUGAUUAUGAGAAAGUGGUAAAGCGCCAAAGAGAGGAACGACAGAGACAGCGGGAGCUGGAACGACAAAAAGAAAUAGAAGAGAGAGAAAAGAGGCGUAAGGACCGACACGAAGCUAGUGGAUUUUCAAGACGACCAGAUCCAGAUUCUGAUGAAGAUGAAGACUACGAGCGAGAGAGGAGAAAAAGAAGUAUGGGCGGGGCCGCAAUCGCACCACCCACUUCUCUUGUAGAGAAGGACAAAGAGUUACCCCGAGAAUUUCCUUAUGAAGAAGAUUCCAGACCUCGCUCACAGUCUUCCAAAGCUGCCAUCCCUCCCCCCAUGUAUGAGGAACAGGACAGACCCAGAUCUCCACCGGGCCCCGGCAACUCCUUCCUCGCCAACAUGGGUGGCACAGUAGCACAUAAAAUCAUGCAGAAGUAUGGCUUCCGGGAAGGCCAGGGUCUUGGGAAGCAUGAGCAAGGGCUGAGCACGGCACUGUCAGUGGAGAAGACGAGCAAGCGAGGAGGCAAGAUCAUCGUGGGCGAAGCCACAGAGAAAGAUGCAGCCAAGAAGUCAGACUCAAAUCCAUUAACCGAAAUACUUAAGUGUCCUACUAAAGUGGUCCUACUAAGGAACAUGGUUGGUGCAGGAGAGGUAGAUGAAGACUUGGAAGUUGAAACCAAGGAAGAAUGUGAAAAAUAUGGCAAAGUUGGAAAAUGUGUGAUAUUUGAAAUUCCUGGUGCCCCUGAUGAUGAAGCAGUACGAAUAUUUUUGGAAUUUGAGCGGGUUGAAUCAGCAAUUAAAGCUGUCGUUGAUCUGAAUGGGAGGUAUUUCGGUGGACGGGUGGUAAAAGCUUGUUUCUACAAUUUGGAUAAAUUCAGGGUCUUGGAUUUGGCAGAACAAGUUUGAUUUUAAGAACCAGAGCACAAGCGGCACGCUGAGCAGACAAGAAAAAGGCGACAGCCAGCUUGCAUGGCUGUCGGGUUGCAGAGAUUCUUAGAAGGACUGCUAAGAUAUAUGUUGAUUAAUCCCUUUUUUAUUUUGUGGUUUUUUAAUAUAGUAUAAAAAUCCUUUUAAAAAACAAA
Artibeus jamaicensis (Jamaican fruit-eating bat) is the source of this 1583-nucleotide messenger RNA. It is a transcript of the gene RBM17, whose product is annotated as RNA binding motif protein 17. NCBI's taxonomy places the organism in Eukaryota, Metazoa, Chordata, Mammalia, Chiroptera, Phyllostomidae. Gene Ontology annotation, cellular component: precatalytic spliceosome. The record is from RefSeq and is a predicted model, not a curated record. Gene Ontology annotation, biological process: alternative mRNA splicing, via spliceosome; mRNA cis splicing, via spliceosome. Bases 202 to 1407 code for a protein of 401 amino acids. The transcript is spliced from 12 exons. Gene Ontology annotation, molecular function: RNA binding.